Molecule: messenger RNA, 1606 nt
Organism: Diaporthe batatas
Lineage: Eukaryota; Fungi; Ascomycota; Sordariomycetes; Diaporthales; Diaporthaceae
Exons: 4
Coding region: 221-1342 (373 amino acids)
Source: RefSeq, a predicted model, not a curated record
GUUCGGUCCCGCCUGGACUGAGCCAUGCGAGUUGUGUUUGUUAACGAGCUCCGUUGCUAAGAAUUUAUUCCCACAAUUACUUUUCGCCCCCGCUUGAACUGGGUCCAUUCUUUGUACAGAAAAGAGAAGUGAAUCACUUCAUUGUUCCAAUCCCACGCUCGUCCAGCUAGCGACCAGGACAUCGCCAGACAGAUAGCCUCUACGGGCGUCAUUCAAUACCAUGGCGGCCAACUUCAGUCCCAGUGGACUAGCCUUUUUCGUCCUCACAGUGGUUUUCCUCGUCAUCUGCGGCAUCUUCAUCGCACUGCGGUUUGUUGCCUUGGUAAUGUCGCGACGCACAUUUUCCCUUGACGAUCUCUUCAUUAUUGUUGCAUACGUAAAUACUGUGGCGAUUGGGGUCGUGAGCAUGUGGUCCUCGGUCAACGGGCUGGGUAAAUCUGCUGCUGUUCUCACUGACUACGAGAUCGCUGCAGCAGCAAAGCUUCUUUUCACGUCUUACAUUUGCUGGCUCUUGGCAAGUGUCUUCUACAAGCUUGCGAUCCUGUCUCUGUACAAUCGCAUCUUCACCACGCCGCAGUUCCGUCGCUGGUCAUAUGGAGUUUCAGCUCUUGUCAUAGGAUACUGCAUCGCGUACUUCUGCGUAUAUAUGACCAACUGUGAACCAAUUGACCACAUGUGGAAUCCUACGCCCGACGGCCAUUGUCGUGAUGGCCACGUGGGCGAAUAUUGCACUUUGGCUAUCAACAUGUUCCUGGAUCUCGUCAUAUUGAUCCUCCCAAUGCCCACAUUGUGGAAAUUGAAGUUACCAACUCGGAAGAAGGUUGCUGUCACAGCCAUGUUUAGCUUUGGUCUGCUGACCAUUGCUGUCAUGAUAUGGAGAGCCAUCUGGACUUACCAGUACCGAGACGAUCCAGACUUCACAUCAUUCCUAAGUCUGAUCGCUAUUGCAAGCGGCUUCGAGUUGUGGUUUGGAAUCAUUGUCGCCAAUAUCCCUACACUUGCCCCUCUUUUUAAACCUGGACAAUUUUCUAACCUCAGAACGUGGAGUGGAUGGAAAAAGUCGUCCUCAUCAGCUUUCUCCGGGAGUUGGAUGCAGACCCCCAUACAUCUGAAAACGUUUUAUGGCAGCGGAAAAAGAGACAGAGUCGCGAAUGAAGGAAGCCGGGACCAUUUUUUUCCGGAGGCACAGAAUGGUGAAAGCGCACACGAGCGCGGCCUGGAGGGACUGUCUUCAGUCACGGCACAAUGCGCUUAUGAUCCCAGCGUCAAGAAACCAAUGUCCCCGCCUGCCUCGGAUGGCAUCUACUUUCAGAUUAGCAUUGAGGAUGGUGUUAAGAGUUAAUGAGUUUCUGUACUGUAAGGAAACUUUGUGGCUUAUUCAAGAACGGACUUGUUGGUGGUCAAGGUCCUCAAGGCGUACUAGCUGCUGAGAGUGUUUGAAGGAAGACCAUGAUGGGCAAAUUGAGCCUUUUUUAACAAUGAUCGGAGCGAUUGGCCAACGGAGAAAGGUCGAGUUGGUGUGAGGUCGGUAGAUCUACGGGCCGCUACCCUACUUAGUUAGUUGCUCCUUUUUCGAUCAAGUGGUUUCGUUUUUAAUCCCCAUACA